Molecule: messenger RNA, 648 nt
Organism: Zygotorulaspora mrakii
Lineage: Eukaryota; Fungi; Ascomycota; Saccharomycetes; Saccharomycetales; Saccharomycetaceae
Gene: RMP1
Product: Rmp1p
Exons: 1
Coding region: 1-648 (215 amino acids)
Biological process (GO): maturation of 5.8S rRNA from tricistronic rRNA transcript (SSU-rRNA, 5.8S rRNA, LSU-rRNA); nuclear-transcribed mRNA catabolic process, RNase MRP-dependent
Cellular component (GO): ribonuclease MRP complex
Molecular function (GO): rRNA primary transcript binding
Source: RefSeq, a predicted model, not a curated record
AUGGAUGCCACGAAUGACCCUGAUUCUCAUGCUCAUCGGGGCCAGUAUUUGAAGCUUCUUCAGGAGUUUCGAUUGCUACAUUUACUAUACCAUAGAAAUAAGAAUCAGCAUCGCGUGGCACACUGGUGGAGAUAUAUCAAUAUUCUAAAAAGAAAUUGUUCAGAAGUAUUGGAAGUAAUUCAAAAGAAGGUAAUUGAUAAAGAAUUUGACUUUGCAAAACUGUAUCAAAUUAUAAACAAGUUCAAGAAAAAGAUAUUACCUAAAAUUUAUUAUGAAUUUAAUGGAAUUAUUGCAUUGGGUCAAUUUGUCACAUUGGGUGUGAUUCUUGUAUGCCUACUGAGUAGGGUAUACGCAAUAUACAAGGACAUAUACGCCAUUUAUUCAGGAAACUUUGAGAGGAUAAGCUGUCAAUCCAUAGAUAAUUCUGCAAGAAAAAAGGAAGAGGAUCUCGAUCGUGAAUUGAAGAUAAUGGAGUCUUUGGCAGAUGAGGAGCUAGGAGAGGAGAUAACAAAUAUAGCAAGCGUGUCAGAAGAUCAACUCACCCAUAUCAAUAUACAGCCCAGUCCACAUGUAGAACGGCAAAAGAUAAAAAAGAAGAAAAGCAAGAAGAAAAAGGCAAAAUCCGUUAUAGACGGUAUAUUUGGCUGA